Messenger RNA from Nematolebias whitei (Rio pearlfish), 5153 nucleotides. It is a transcript of the gene lrrc4.1, whose product is annotated as leucine rich repeat containing 4.1. Gene Ontology annotation, molecular function: protein binding. The transcript has a single exon. Gene Ontology annotation, biological process: modulation of chemical synaptic transmission; synaptic membrane adhesion; postsynaptic density protein 95 clustering. The record is from RefSeq and is a predicted model, not a curated record. Gene Ontology annotation, cellular component: glutamatergic synapse; plasma membrane; postsynaptic density membrane. Lineage: Eukaryota; Metazoa; Chordata; Actinopteri; Cyprinodontiformes; Rivulidae. Bases 1703 to 4576 code for a protein of 957 amino acids.
UUUGCUGCUACAACGGAUCCUUUCCACAUCGACGCUGCUGUUAACGUCACGCCUGUAAGCCGCGCUUGCCCAGCGCUUGCCUCCUCUGCUCUGCUUCUUUCCCCAGUUAGACGCCGCAUUAACAAGGGGGUGCUGAUCACUACAACAAGGGGAAGGAAAAAAGAACUGGAAAUAAGAAGAAACAAGCUGGAGAGGAAGGAAAAACUGUGCAUCAUUCCUUCUCCCUCUAACCCACCUCGCUCAACGCAGCUACAAUACCCCCACUUCUCCAGGCACCCCCUUCCAUCCCCCACCCAACUCUCCUCCUGAAGAAAUUGACGGAUUAUUGGGAAGUGCACGGGAGGCAGGCAGCAGCUGCUUCUGCGUGUGCUCGCUACUGCUGCUGUGUUUUACAAGGAUGGUGUGUGUUCGUUUGCAAUUGCUGCUGUCGCAACCGUGGCUGUCGAGGUUGGAGCGUGUGGCUGGUUAAAAGGACUAAUAAGCUAAUGAAGGCAGCGUGUGUCGUCAAGCUUUUUCAAACCCUGCCAACCGCAUCUGAGGGAAAAAGUAUUACAAAAAUCAAGAGGAGACAACCGCGCUAUUAAGAAAAGAAGAAAGGAGAAGAGUACAAAAGAAGAAAAAAAGGGCUGUCAAGACUGUCGAACCGACCAACUGAUUGAGCCCUAAAAAGUGGACAGAGGAAUACAGAGAAGGGGGAAUGUUCAUUUUGAAUAUUUUCUCACACCUCGAUAACAUACCCUCUUAACCACUGCAAACAAAAAGGAAAAAAAAAACUGUGGAAUGGACUGUGGAAUUUCCAUUUAACCUUCUCCGAUCAACAGCUACUCUUUUUUUUUUUUUUUGCUUUUGGUUUUAGUGCACAAAAAAAUUGUGCAUGUGUGUUUCUGUGGUCGCUUGUACUAUGGAGACUUGGGUAAGGUGUCUAAGAGGGGGAUCAACUGUCGGAUUCCAAGGACAAGCAAGAGAAGAGGAGCCAACAGCAAGAAGCAAGCAAGGGAGCACCACUGCUUUGGGAGCCUGACUGGAUUCCUUUCUGCUGUUUCUUUUUACAUUUUUCUCUUCUUUGUAUCAGCACUGACGGGAAGAAAGAAAGAAACAAAAAAAAAAAACCACUCACAAAAGGCCUUCGAAUCUUACUCUAUGGAUGUAUGGAUUUACAAAAAGGGCUCAACUUGAUUAAGCUCUUUGGCAUCGAUACCCAUUUUAACAGAGUCAGUAAAAAAAAAAAAAGUUCUCUCUGCUGCUCUUGGAUAUAAUUGCAUCCGAUGUGACAGCCACAGCUCUGUCUGAUUGCAAAAGGAGGGAAGCUAUAUCUCUCAGUUCAAGGACCUGUAAUAAUAACUUGAGGUAGGUGUCUAGUGUUUCAACCCCUGUUUGCAUUAAUUUCUAACAUCAACUCUUCCCUCAGUGUUUCAAUACCCAUUUGAUUUGCUUAAUUUCCCAUCAUGACUUUUUCAUACAUGAAUCAAAAAACCAGUCCUGCCCACCCUUUGUCUUUUUACCCCUGACAGUUCAUGGAACUACAAGCAUUACUUGAGUACAAAUCAAGUUUUGUCAUUUUUUCCACCCUAUUUAGUUUCCUUAAUACACUGAUCCCCUUAUCAGCAUUAUCAGACAUCCAGAAACUAUUCUUGUCCCCAAAUCCACCAAACAUCUGCCCCAAACAUUCCCAACCUCCCCCCCAGAUGAUGCUGAAUUAUGAAUGUGCCACAUCAUGAGUCUCCUGGGGCGGGUAGCUGUGCAUCGUGCCAGGAAAGCCGCCCUGCUCUGUGUAGUCUUCCUGAUGGCGCGAGCGUGGAGCAGUGCCUCCCUGGCCUUGGCGGGGGCGGCAGUCUCUUUAGGACCUCAGGGCUGUCCACCCCAGUGUUCCUGUAGUAAUCAGCAGGGGAAAGUGGUGUGUACCCGACGGGGCCUAACACGAGUGCCCCCUGGAAUUCCUGCAAACACGCGACACCUCAAUCUAAUGGAAAACGCCAUUGAGGCGGUGCAGGCUGACUCAUUCCGCCAUCUGCACCACCUUGAGGUGCUUCAGCUUGGGCGAAAUGCCAUAAGGCAGAUUGAGGUGGGCGCGUUCAAUGGACUGACAAGCCUCAACACAUUGGAGCUGUUUGACAACCGGUUGACAGUUGUGCCUAGUGGAGCUUUUGAGUACUUGUCUAAACUAAGAGAACUCUGGCUGAGGAACAACCCCAUUGAGAGUAUUCCAUCUUAUGCCUUCAAUCGGGUGCCAUCACUCAUGCGACUGGACUUGGGAGAAUUAAGGAAACUAGAGUACAUCUCAGAAGGAGCUUUUGAGGGCCUGCAAAACCUCAAGUACCUAAACCUGGGAAUGUGUAACAUAAAAGGUGAUAUGCCAAACCUGAGUCCCCUUAAGGGCCUGGAAGAGCUCGAGAUUUCAGAAAACCUGUUCACAGUGAUAAAACCAGGCUCCUUUACAGGUCUACAUUCCCUUAAAAAACUAUGGGUGAUGAACUCACAAAUCACCGUGAUAGAGCGCAAUGCUUUUGAUGGUUUAUCUUCACUGGUGGAGCUUAAUCUUGCCCAUAAUAAUCUGAGCGCUGUGCCACAUGAUCUGUUCUCCCCGCUCAGGUACCUAGUGGAACUUCACCUUCACCACAAUCCUUGGAACUGUGGCUGUGAGGCUGUUUGGUUAGCACGCUGGCUAAGAGAGUACAUCCCUACAAACUCAACUUGCUGUGGACGCUGUCACUCACCUGUCACGAUGAGAGGUCGACAGCUAGUUGAAGUGGACCGUGGUGAAGGAGCUGCAGUACAGUGCUCUGCGCCAUUCAUUGCUGAUGCACCACGGGACUUAAACAUCUCAGCAGGGAGAGUGGCUGAGCUACGUUGCCGCACAGCUCCAAUGUCUUCAGUUCGCUGGCUCCUACCCAGUGGAAUUAUCUUGACACAUGCCUCUAGCCAUGCAAGAAUAUCAAUCCUCAAUGAUGGUACACUUAACUUCUCAAAUGUUCUGGCAUCAGACACAGGCACUUACAUCUGCAUGGUGUCCAAUGCAGCUGGAAACUCUAAUGCCUCAGCGUACCUCAAUGUAAGUGCAGCUGAACUAAACACAUCUAAUUUGAGUUACUUUACUACAGUGACUGUAGAAGUCUUUGGUCCAACCACUGAGAUGCCCAAGCCUAAGACAACUACAACCACAGCUGCUGCAGGUGCUGGAGUUGCUGGAGGAGGGGGAGUAAGCUUAGGGACAACAACUACAACUGCCUCUCCUUCUGUCUUUCAACCCGUGUUCAUCUCAACACCAACAGUGCUGCUGCAAAAUACUGACAGUCCAGCCAAUGCGGCUAAGCCAUCUGUGUCACCAGGACUUCAAGGUGCCAAAGGCAAACCAGGCAAGUCUGGCCCAAGCUUGGAUGAAGUGAUGAAGACUACUAAAAUUAUAAUUGGUUGCUUUGUGGCUGUAACACUGCUUGCUGCAGUCAUGCUAAUUGCCUUUUACAAACUGAGAAAGCGCCACCAGCAGAAGAGCACAGUGGCAGCUGCUCGCACCGUUGAGAUUAUUCAGGUGGAUGAGGAGGACCUUCCACCACCAGCAUCUGCAGCCCAAGAGUCAUCUCUAACAUUGCCUGAAAUACGGGACCAUAACAGCAUACAUAAACUUGACUUCAUCAGCCACAAGACUGACUACAGUUUUCACAAACCCAAGGCUGAAUAUAAGCCCCAGCCUGAUUUUACACUACACAAGCCGAAGGCUGAAUAUACCACAUACAAGCCAAAUAUGGACUUCAGUAGCCACAAAUCUAUUACAGAUUACAAUACACACAAAUCAACACCAGAUUUCAGCCAUCACAGACCAAAGCCAGACUGCAGUCCAUUUAGACAGGACUACAGCACUUACAAAACUAAAUCAGAAUACAGCCCAUUUAAAUCAGACUUUGGAACUCAUCCAAAGGUUAGAACAGAUUACAGUCCAUUCAAAUCAGACUACAGCACUCAUCCUAGACAGAGAACUGACUUCAGCCCAUUUAAGCGAGACUACAGCACUCAACCGAAACCUAAACAUGACUACAGUCCAUUAAAAUCAGACUACAACACACAACAUAAACCUAAAGCGGAAUACAGUCCGUUCAAAUCUGACUUUGGAACUCACCCAAGAACUAAACCUGAUUACAGCCCAUUUAAACCUGACUACAGCACUCAACCUAAACCCAAAGUAGACUACAGUACCCAGAGACCGAAAACAGAGAUUACCUACAAAACAAAGGACUAUUAUACCCCUCAUAAGACUGCACCUGAUUACAGUGGCUUCCAAACAGAAUUCAGCCCCCACAAAAUGGAUUACAGCGCCUUUAAGUCUGAUUUUAGUCCACACGCUCAAAGACCUAAAGUUGAUUACAGUCCACAUAAAGUGGACUACAGCCCUCAUAAGGUGGACUACAGCACUCUAAAGCCCAAAUACAACACCUAUAAACCAAGUGGGCAGGGAGCUAAAUGGACAGAAAACAAUGUUGGAAACUCUUUGCCUCGAACCCUGCCCAGCACCAUUACAGCAAUGGCUGAGCCCUAUGUCAUAAAAACACAUACCAAGGAGAAGGUACAGGAGACCCAAAUUUAAAAAAGUCCACCUGUUCUGAGGCUCUCGCUAUUUUCCUUAUGUCUUUAGGUUCCACCAAAUUGUUCCACAUCACCCUUUUUUCUUUUGAAUAUAAAAACCAUGCAAUAGAAUGCACAAAAACAAACAAAAAAAAAGAACAAGAACUACUUUUUUGUACAGAGUGCAAACUUUAAAGGACUGAUGGUUCAAUGUUGUACAUGCUUAUAAAUAAAAAUAUAUACGGACAAAAUAAAACUACCAUGGGUUGGUGAUAGAGAAACAUAUAUUAAAAAGAAAUUGAAACUAUUUUCUAACUUGUAACUUCUAUUUAAAAUAAUGAGAUGUUUGAGAUGCUGUCUUGACUUUGACAAAUGAGGGUAGUUGUUUUAAAAUGGGGCAUUCUGUGUGAUUUUUACACCAUGCUACAAAGAAAGCGGCGGCAAGAAAGAAUAUUUAUACAGAGAAGACUUUCUUUAACAAAAACCGAAAAAAGGUCAGUGUCGAUCUUUACAGGUUUAUCUUGUAAAAGCACCAAGAAUUUGUACUGUGCCAAAUGUUAUAAAUGCAAUAAAAAGGAUUUUUGGAAGAAAAACGAAAA